Molecule: messenger RNA, 4576 nt
Organism: Austrofundulus limnaeus
Lineage: Eukaryota; Metazoa; Chordata; Actinopteri; Cyprinodontiformes; Rivulidae
Gene: tesk2
Product: testis associated actin remodelling kinase 2
Exons: 13
Coding region: 703-2562 (619 amino acids)
Biological process (GO): actin cytoskeleton organization; protein phosphorylation
Cellular component (GO): nucleus; cytoplasm
Molecular function (GO): ATP binding; protein serine/threonine kinase activity
Source: RefSeq, a predicted model, not a curated record
AGUCAGUGGGAUGGAAGCAGGGAGACGACGGAGCUGUCAAACCCCAACAAUCGUUUGAAAUAUCAUCAAACGAGCGCAGCAGAAACCCUCCUGUUGCUCCCCUUUGUUGACAUAAUAUCGACACAAGCGGAUUUUCCAUUGAUUUUGGGAUUUCGGCCUCUGGAUAUUUGGACUUUGAAGCCGUCGCCGUGAGCAACUUGUUGUUUUCUGUGCGCGUUUGUUAGGCUCCGAGGCUAAUGUCUUGUUAGCUUCGCUCCAGUUUUGUUGACAAACUAGCCCGUCCGCUAGUCGCAGUUUCUGCCCCGUAGCUGGGUCGUUUGCUAAGAAAUGUCUCCUGGCAGAGGCAUGGGACCCAGCUUGGAGUCUUCUUGUAAACUCUUCAGUGAAAUAAAACCAGGUUUCCAAGGACUGACUGCAUCCCUGUCAAACAUGUGAAGUUCUUAUCAUGCUGGACUUCUCGUUUACAAGCAGCGAUGAACUGGACUCGUUAGAAACUUGGAUUCUUGGCAGAGUUUGUCGAGCGGAACACCCAGAAUAAGAGUCAAAGCUGAAGUCUAUGAGCGUGAUCGGUUUUCUCCCAGGACACGAACUGAAAACGUACUUCGCAGCCGUGAACCCCUCGGCGUCUUCAAAACGAUCUAGUCCUCUUGUCAUGUGGGUUCGUUGUGGAAAAAGGCCCAUAUCACCGUCUUUCACGUCGCCAUGGACCGGAAUAAACGCAACUCUAUUGCCGGGUUUCCUACGUGGCCUGAACGCCUCAGUGACGACCGAGACGGCACUGGAGGGGUAGGAAACUGUGAGAUGGGCCCACCUUCGCAGGUGGGCAGGGUGUGUCCGUCCUCCUACAGAGCCCUCAUCAGUGCCUUCUCUUGUCUGACACGCCUCGAUGACUUCACCUGCGAGUGGAUUGGUUCGGGGUUUUUCUCCGAAGUCUUCAAGGUACGUCACCGAGCCUCAGACCAAGUUAUGGCUCUGAAGAUGAACAAACUCAGCAGCAACAGAGCUAACAUGUUGAGAGAGGUCCAACUAAUGAACCGACUGUGUCAUCCCAACAUUCUCAGGUUUAAGGGAGUGUGCGUCCACGAGGGGCAGCUUCACGCUCUGACAGAGUACAUCAAUGGUGGAAACCUGGAGCAGCUUCUAGACAGCAACAAACACCUGAGCUGGCCCAUGAGGGUGAAGCUAGCCUGCGAUAUCGCCAGCGGCGUGGCUUACCUGCACGCCAAAGGAAUAUUCCACCGGGACCUCACCUCCAAGAACUGCUUAAUCAAAUGUGACGACAACGGCUACACGGCAGUGGUGGGAGACUUCGGCCUGGCUGAGAAGAUCCCCGCUAAUCUUGCUGAAGGAGAGAAGCUGUCGGUGGUGGGUUCUCCUUUCUGGAUGGCUCCGGAGGUCCUGAGGGAUGAGCCCUACAACGAGAAGGCGGACGUGUUCUCCUACGGAAUAAUCCUGUGUGAAAUCAUCGCCAGGAUCCAGGCUGAUCCUGACUUCCUGCCUCGCACAGAGAACUUCGGCUUGGACUAUCACACGUUCCAGCACAUGGUCGGAGACUGUCCGCCCGACUUCCUCCAGCUGGCCUUCAACUGCUGCAACAUGGAUCCCAAACUCCGUCCCUCAUUUCCAGACAUCGUGCGGCAGCUGGAGGAGAUCCUCGCUCGCCUUAAAGUUGCAGAGAUGGAGCACGAGUGCGAGUCGCUCAGCGGGGAAAACGAGAAGAAAACCAUCCCCAAAGGAGAGAAGAUCCAGGGCUUUAAACGGCUGAACCCUCUGGGUUGCCAGAAUGAUAAAAUCCCUCCCAAAUCCCCCCGACCCAGACGCAACAUUUGGCUGAGUCGCAGCCAAUCGGACAUCUUCUCCUGCAAAACAGGAAGGAAAAUCAACGUUCAGGACCCUUACUACAACCCCCCUACCUCUCAGAGGACCAUCAAAACUCGUAAAAUCAACCCUUUCACCGCUCGGGAGGACCUGUGCGGGGGCAAGAUCAAGUUUUACGACGUUCCCAGCAAGUCCGUCUUCUCGCUGGUGUUCGACCUGCACUCGCCUCCGGGGAGCGUCUUCAGCUACCCGGCGUCCGCCCACGGAGCCGGAGGAGCCCAGCAGGAGGCGUCGUUUUACUGGCAGCAGCUGCCGGGAAGGCAGUGUCACUCYUUGCCGGUGUCCCCCCGGCUGCCCCGCUCCGACACGUUCAGCCUCGCAGCGGCCGUUUGCGCCGCCAACAACGGCUCUGUCACCUGCUCGUCCAGCCAGCUGUCCGUCACUCUUCCAGCCACAAACUCCAAGCCCGAGGCGGCCUCGGUACUGAACGACGUCCGACAGAAGGCGGUGCUGAGCGGCUGGGCCAAGAAGUACGUGGUGGUGGAGAUCCCGCCUUUCUGCAGGCAGAGGGGAGGGGACGAAGACGGAGAGGCGGAGGACGGGAGGGCGGAGGAGACGAGCCGGGAGAGCUGGUCUCCCAUGCUCACCGGCAGCGAGACGGACAGCGGCGAGGCCAUGGACUGCUCCGGCAGCCGGGAGGACGAGGAGAAACGGGAGAGAGGAAGAGAUGCGUGCCCCGUGUGAAACACACAAACAAGGAAAGGACUCUGGGUUCAGAGACGGUCAAAGAUUGGAGAAAAAACACGCAAAGAAGGCGCUUGUUUUUUUUUUUAAUCUUUCAAGUGAAUGUAUUACAUUUUGGAUAAAUAUUUGAUUUAGAUAAAUAACUAUUUUUCAAAGCUAUCACCAGGUUUGACCCUCUCCGGUUAGCACAAAAAGCUUUUUACCCUCACUCUGCUUAAAAAUUAUUUUCUGAAAAAUGUUUAUAUUUAAUAUUGUGAGAUGUAGAUUUUUUUUUUCCUUGAAAGUGUCUUGUCUUUGAAAUCCCUUGUGUUGUGUGAGUUUAAAAAUCAGAAGUGUGUUAGAAUAUUUUCCUUGUUUAAUGUAAAAAAAAAGACCAUUUCUUUUCUGAUUAACCAGAUGUUGCAUUGAUAUUUACAUUUAAUUUAAAAUAACUGUUUGUGAAAAACACGCUUGAUGAAUAAAUCUCGACGUUUUCUGGAAACCUCAAGUUUAAAAAAACAAAACAAAAAAGGCAGCAGUUGAACAUUUUAACACUUUAAAUCUGCUUUUUAACAGCAGCAGUGAAUAUGGAGGGGAUAAUUAAAAUUGUUUUGUGAUAUUUGUUCGUUUAGGUCAAAACACAUCAUUUAUUGCACCGUUUUCAUGAACUCUUUAGGGUAUUUUUGCACGUUUUUUGUUAAAACAAUUUUUCACAAUUACUCAAAACAGCAAAGACAAAGAUUACUUUUAAAUUUCAUGUCAGGAUUUAGUAAAAACAAACCUUUAUUUGCAAUUUUUAGUCACAAUAUGGUGAAAAAUGGAUCCAAAGCACAAUUUAUUAUAAAACCUCAAUUUUAAAAUGGUUUGGAAUUAGAUAAAAAUGUAAAUAAAGACAAAAGUAACGAUUUGCAAAUCUAAUAAACUCGUUUUAAUUCCAGUUUUAAGAUAUUAAACUUUCAAAUUCUUAGUAGGCUCAUUAAAACUGUUGAGAAUAAAAUACGAGUUUAUGAAAUUUGCAAAUAAUUUCAUUCGGUUUUUAUUCACAUUGUACUCAACAUAACUGAUUCAGCUUUGGAGUUGUAAUAAAAUCCACCUCACAAAGUGAAACUUCUGCACAAUAAACCUCGUCUUACAAAUAAAACAUAUUUUGWAAAAACAAAAAUUGAGGUUGUGGAUAUUGCAAACAAAUUUAGGCAUCUGAUAAAAGUAAUAGAUUAUGGAAUGUAAUUUUUACAAUGAAUCAUCUCUUGAAACAGUGUUAUAAUAUAAAACAGAUUUGUCUUUGUUUUACUAAACGUCACAGAAUUUUAUGUUUUAUUUCGAGACRUUUGAGCUGAGAUGAAUUUAAAAUGAUGCAAUAUCAAAAAUCCAAACGACGAUUUGUAAAACUCUUCUGUUAACUGAAACUUUAAGAGAAUAAGGAAAGAACUGUUCUAAAUGAAUUUAUUUUUUAUUGAAUGCAGCAGGUUCAAAAUCUUAGAAAAUCUUAAAAAUAUCUCAAACUAAUGUUUAUUUUUUUCCUCUCAGAGGACCGACUGAUGGGUUUUCUGCUCUGUAAGGAGAAUAAAAAUGGUCUGAAAUGAUCAGUAUUUAAUUAAUCCAGUUCUAUGGAGAACAUUUAAAGAAUAAAAAACAGAUUUUCUUUCUUUUAUAUGUGGAAACAUUUAGCUCUACACUCCACUGAAAGGUUUCCUCAUAUUUAAUAUCCGUUUCAUGUUAAGUAUUAAAAGGUUUGAAAUGUUUGACAGAACAGAUCUGUGUACAAACUAACUCAUAAAAACACGUUUUAUAUUGUUUCCUGUUUGCCUGCAGCUCUUCACUUUUUCCUCACAAACCAGAACUUUCUCAUUUUUCUUUAAUAUAUGAUAAAUAAAAGCUCCUGUCACUACUUUUCUAAGCAACUUUUAGCUCCAGGUUUUACAGGAUAAAGUAUCUAAUUUGAUAUUUAUAAAAAUGAUUUGAUGUCUUACCUUUUGUACGUUUUGUGUAAAAGGUUUGUGCCACCUUGCCUGUUGAAUACAAACUGAUUACCUGA